Molecule: messenger RNA, 4122 nt
Organism: Suncus etruscus (white-toothed pygmy shrew)
Lineage: Eukaryota; Metazoa; Chordata; Mammalia; Eulipotyphla; Soricidae
Gene: SRPK1
Product: SRSF protein kinase 1
Exons: 16
Coding region: 3-1940 (645 amino acids)
Biological process (GO): spliceosomal complex assembly; protein phosphorylation; regulation of mRNA processing
Molecular function (GO): ATP binding; protein kinase activity
Source: RefSeq, a predicted model, not a curated record
CCAUGGAGCGGAAAGUGCUCGCGCUCCAGGCCCGGAAGAAGAGGACCAAGGCCAAGAAGGACAAAGCCCAGAGGAAACCCGAAACUCAGCACAGAGGCUCUGCUCCCCACUCUGAGAGUGAUCUACCAGAGCAAGAGGAAGAGAUUCUGGGAUCUGAUGACGAUGAGCAGGAAGAUCCCAAUGAUUAUUGUAAAGGAGGUUAUCAUCUUGUGAAAAUUGGAGAUCUGUUCAAUGGGAGAUAUCAUGUGAUCCGAAAGUUGGGCUGGGGACACUUUUCAACAGUGUGGUUAUCAUGGGACAUUCAGGGGAAGAAGUUUGUAGCCAUGAAAGUAGUUAAAAGUGCUGAACAUUAUACUGAGACAGCACUUGAUGAAAUCCGGUUGCUGAAAUCAGUUCGCAACUCAGACCCUAAUGAUCCAAAUAGAGAAAUGGUUGUUCAGCUACUAGAUGACUUUAAGAUAUCCGGAGUUAAUGGAACACACAUCUGCAUGGUAUUUGAAGUUUUAGGGCAUCAUUUGCUCAAGUGGAUCAUCAAGUCCAAUUAUCAAGGACUUCCAUUGCCUUGUGUCAAAAAAAUUAUUCAGCAGGUAUUGCAAGGUUUGGACUAUUUACAUACCAAGUGCCGUAUCAUACACACUGACAUUAAACCAGAAAACAUCCUACUGUCUGUGAAUGAGCAGUAUAUCCGGCGGCUCGCUGCAGAGGCCACAGAAUGGCAGCGAUCGGGAGCGCCUCCCCCAUCGGGAUCCGCAGUUAGUACUGCACCCCAGCCUAAACCAGCUGACAAAAUGUCAAAGAAUAAGAAGAAGAAAUUGAAGAAGAAGCAGAAACGCCAGGCAGAAUUACUAGAGAAGCGAAUGCAGGAAAUUGAGGAAAUGGAGAAAGAAUCUGGCCCUGGGCAAAAAAGACCAAACGAGCAAGAAGAAUCAGAGAGUCCUGUUGAAAGACCCUUGAAAGAGAACCCACCUAAUAAAAUGACCCAAGAAAAACUUGAAGAGUCACACCCUAUUGGCCAGGAUCUAGAGGGCGGUGCAGCAGAAAUUAAUUGCAAUGGAAUUAUUGAAGUCACUAAUUACACUGAGAACAAUAACAAAGGCACCGUGGUGCUUAAAGAGGAUCUCCAUAAUGCUAAUGACUGUGGUGUCCAAAAUUUGAAGCAGGAACCUAAUUUUUUUAACGCCCAGAAUGGAGAUUGCACAUCCCAAGAUGCCGGUGAUUGUACACCGGUAGCUUCUGAGCUGCCAGAGACCAUGUCCUGCCAGUCUCCAACAAACGUUAACCAAUCGUUCUGUGAUCAGGACAUUAGCCAACUUCAGCAAAGCAUUCGAUCUGAGAUGCCCUGUGAAGACGACCAGGAGCAGAAUGGAUCCUUGGAUAACAAAGGAAAAUCUACCGCUGGCAAUUUUCUUGUGAACCCCCUUGAGCCAAAAAACGCAGAAAAACUCAAAGUAAAGAUUGCUGAUCUUGGGAAUGCCUGUUGGGUGCACAAACACUUCACUGAAGACAUUCAGACCAGGCAGUACCGAUCCCUGGAGGUCCUGAUCGGAUCUGGCUAUAACACCCCUGCUGACAUUUGGAGCACUGCAUGCAUGGCCUUUGAACUAGCUACAGGAGACUAUCUGUUUGAACCUCACUCGGGAGAAGAGUACUCUCGGGACGAAGAUCACAUUGCAUUGAUCAUAGAACUUCUGGGGAAGGUGCCUCGCAAGCUCAUUGUGGCGGGAAAAUAUUCCAAGGAAUUUUUCACCAAAAAAGGUGACCUGAAACACAUCACGAAACUGAAGCCCUGGGGCCUCUUUGAGGUCCUGGUAGAGAAGUAUGAGUGGUCUCAGGAAGAGGCGGCCGGCUUCACGGAUUUCCUGCUGCCCAUGUUGGAGCUGAUCCCCGAGAAGAGGGCCACUGCUGCCGAAUGCCUCCGGCACCCUUGGCUCAACUCCUAAGCCGCAGACAUCGCUGAUGCCCUCCGCCUCCUGCCCUGCUUCCUCAGUCAGGGUGAAGCUCUUCUCAAGAGUUUCUAAAUGUUUCUUUUGUUUUCUUGUUUUCUUUUUUAAACCCAGCCUAUUCAUUGAGGGUGCUGACUUGACCCUGUGGGGGGUUUCUACCACAGCCAUGGGGCAUCCUAGGUGAAUCUGGCCUUGAUUGGGCUCCGCCAAAGACUAAUUUUCUAAAAUGUGAAACAGUCUCUCGCUUGCCCUGCACCCUGUCUUUUCCGUUAGGACAUCCUUUAAAUUAUGCGCCCGCAUCCUUUUUUUUUUUUUUUUUCCUCCUCUUUAAGAAGAGCUGUAAGGCUGUGUGAGUGAGCUCGUCCUUUUAUUCUGGACUCUACGAGUCAAGUUUUCUAGUGUGUCACCUAGUGCGAGCAGUAGGAUGAGAAGGGGAAAAAGAGUGUUACCUCUGUACGGCAGAAGCAUUAAACAAGCUCUCUCCAGGCUGCUUCACCUUCCUGGAUUGUUUCUGUUCUCUAUGUUCACAUUUUCUCCUGCGACUUGUAAGCAACUCUUUUUUUUUUUUUUUUAAAGAGCUGUAGAAACACCGGAUUUGGGUAGCAUUUUAUCACUGUUCAGAACACUGUCAAAUUUCUUCUAUCCCUUCCUAACUCUAAGACCCGUGAAAUCUUCAGUUGGAGUUUUUUGAUGGAAACACGAACAGAACCAUUGACCACAGUGAACUUCCCCAGAAUUGCAGUGGUUCUGCAGAAGAAAGUCCUUUUCCUGAGAGUCUCCUUUUACCCAAACAGCAGUUCUUUCGAUUGGCUGCUUUGGUCUCAUACAGCCCCGGCUGGCACUUUACUCACUACACUUGAGUUUAAUGCCCCGUGACCAACCGAAGACUUGGAGACGGCUGUAUGGAGGCAGUCUGGGCUGCAGGAAAUCUCCCGUCUGAGAAAGCACCAUGACAGUUUCUCUCCGUUCUUCUCCACAUAUUCCCCUUCUUGGGACCAGGGAGAGCAGUAGAGCACUUGACAUGUGAGGCCCUGGUUUGGACACUUCAGCCCCACAACAAAGUCUUGACUUUUUUUUUAUUCUUAACUUUUCUUUUUCCCUCAAACCUUGUCUUAAAGUCUGGCCUUGAAGCACUUUUCCUCUGUGGCUUUCUCGUUUUCUCAGAGGCUUCAGGCAGGUCUUAAAAUCCCAGGAUAAAAGAACCAAGGGAGGAGUGGGGUGGCUUAUUUCUUUUCUUUUUCUUUUUUUUUUUUUCUUUUUUCUUUUUUUAGGGUUUUUGUUGAGUGUGUUGAGUGUGUGUGUUUUGGGAUGGGGGGUGUUUUUGUUUUCUGUUUUGUUUUUUGUUGUUAGUUUUUAAGAUUAGCCAUUCUCUGCUGCUAUUUCCUUGUAUAAUGUAAAGUUUUAACUGCAAUUUUGAAAUGAUUGAGAUGUACUUGAGACUUUUUUUUUUUUAUGAGAAAGGCUUUGUGAAUUUUAUUUUGGGAUGUGCCUGUUUUCAAUUUACCCUAGACAUGACAUAUUUUUUCAAUCUUAUUAAAAGGCAAAAAAAAAAAAGAAAAAAAAACAGAGGGUGGGCAGGAUUGUGGGGCCACAGUUGCUCUUUCAGCACGGACCAAGUGGGCCUAGGGAAUUCCUGCGUCCUGCAGAAGCGGCUCCAGGACUGAUGUACAGAAAGCCACGGAGAGGCAACAGGAGGCGCUUGCUAGCAAAACUACCAGUGAGACUGUCGGGGAGCCCAUAGGAGAUUGGAAUCUGUAUUCUGUCCUUUACCCACCACCAGUGGCAAAGGAAAAACAUGGUGCCAAAAUGCAGCUCAUUAAACUUUUAACCAACCGUCCUCCCCUGAGCACCUCUGGUCAGCCAUUCCUCGGAUUCACGAUUAGGCGGUCCUGAAAUCAGACAUGUUCCCGUAGAAAGAAUUUUUAGGUGAGGCUGUCUAUGCACCUAUCAAGAAUAAAGACUAGAUUGUAUUAAAUGACCAACGGCAGGGAAAAAUCCUUCAGCAAUUCUAAUCCACUUUGGGUUCUCUCUCAAUACACGCCUAGAGCAAUAGCAGACCAGAACUGAAUUUCUUUUCUAUGCUAUUAAAAAAAAAAGUUGCAAUUGUGGAAUUCAAAGAAUUGUGAUUUUAAGGUGAAAUAACCAAAAUGCACAUACUACAUGCACGCGCGCACACACA